CAGCUCCCGCACAGAAUGGCGGCUCUUUUGGAAUCGACGCUGUCGCGCAGAGUGGAUAAUAAAAAGGUCGUGGAGUGGCUGAAAAACUCCGGGCAUGGUGAUGAGAGACCGUUCAGUGAAUCCGGAGUGGCCGUUCAUAAACAGGAGUUUGUGCCUUUUCUUUUGAACUUUCUCAGAGAUCAGAGCAGUCAAGCUCUUACUCAUGGUCCCACCACGCCUGCCAAAACACCCAUCCGUCCCAGGCCACCAGCAGCCACCCAAGGAUUGCCAGACAGAAGGGCUUGCAGGUCUGCAGGUGGUGGUGUUGGAUCUCGGGGCGCCAGCCGGGUCCAGCUGUUUUCUCCAGUGUCACCUGGAGCUGAGUGGGAUGCAGCUGCUCAGUCUGCAUCGCACUGCCUGGGUGGGAUCAGUGCCUUUAGCAGUCCCUCUUUUUCUACGACAUGGAGCCCUGCCUCCAGACCCUCAGGCUCUGAGCCCAGGGUCGGCCACAGGGUGAGCCUGGGGGACUACAUUGUUUCUCCUCCUGAGCUCCAGCACAGCCUGAACGUCCACUUGCAGAGAGGUCGCAGAAAAGGCGGUGCCAACACCACGCUGGGGGGACAUGUGAAACAUGGAGGAGGGCGGGGAGGCCACUCUGCCGAUGGUGAAGCUGUGCGAUGGGAGACUGGAGGAAGGAGAGCAGCAAGAGGUGGAGGAGGUGGAUAUGGCAAGAUAAAUGAGCAGAUUUCACCUCCAUCUGUCGCUCAGCUUAAUUUGAACAACUUGGAAGACUUCCCUCCAGUUGGUUCAACACCGACUUCUUCGUUUUCGACGUCCAAGCCAUCAAGGAGGAUAAAUCCAACACCAGUCAGCACAGAGCGGCUUCACUCCAAACCAAAAAGCUGUUUCACGUCCACCCCGUUGAGUAAAAUAUCCAGCUCACCGUCUGGAGACGAGUCACUUGAAAAAGCAGUGACACUGGUCAGUCCUUUAAGUCUUCAGCAGGAGAGGGAGUUACUAAAGCAGGAGAAGACAAAGCGUGCCCAGCAGGUUGGCUCUCCUUCACCUUCUCCUCUGGAGCCUUGCACCCCAACGAAGACGGAGCUGAGAUCUGCAGUUACGAUGGAUUCUCAGGCAACUUGUCCUGAGCCGUCCAAAGUCACGUUCGCCUCAGAGCUGGAUCUUCUGGCAAACCUUUACUGUACCUGCAUUUCUGAAAACCUGGUUCCCAAUAUUUUCCUGGAGCUUUUCUUUGUGAUGCAGUUGUUGACGUCUUGGUCUGCUCACAAUAACGAUGAAGACCAAGAAGGUUUGCGUGCUGUUGAGCCAGAAGUUCUGGAAAGAUGUUACUUAAGACAAGUGCACAACUGUGUGUAUUUUGCAGUGAAGGUUCUGGAGAAUCAGUUUCAGCUGGUUGCUCAUUUGGAUAAGUGCACCUUGCGUCUGCUGGCAGAGAACGAACGGGUGGCGUCUUUCUCUCCAGAUCUCAGGGAGCGUCUCAUUCAGGCUCAGGACAGGAGCACAGCCAAGAUCUCUCCUUCAGUGUCCACUUUCAUUCACUCGGUCCCAUUCCAGCCUGCCACUGACAACCGGUCCAACUUUGGUAGUGACAAGGCUUUUCACACCUUUAAAAAACAGAGAGACAUUUUUUAUGAGGUGCUGCGUGAGUGGGAGGACUCUCACAAGGAGCCAGGGUGGGGUUUCGACGCUGCUCUUGGAAGUCGGAUCAGAGGAAUGAUGAGUCAGCUGACCUCUGCGGGAAACCAUUCCCAUUUUGCCCGCCUGUUUCUGAAACAGCUGGUGCAGAUGUGUAAAGGUCCCCGUGUGAACAGCUCCUCCGCGGACGCCCCCGACGCCGACCUGCUCGGCAUGCUGGGAGCUGACGGUUUGGGGCGCCUGAAGCGUCUCGAAGAACGUCUCAUUCAGCCUCAUGGAGUCGUUGGGCCCUGUCCUCCGCCGUCCUUCCCCGGUCACCAGGAGUUCUUCAGGGACUUUAUCAAGACGGCGAGCUGCUGUCAGCUGAACCAGCACCUCCAGGACAGCCUGUGUCAGCAGCUCCUCCAGCUGGACGAGGUGUCCAUCCUGAGCCCCCCUCCUCCUCCCAUCGGGGAGGGAGAGGAGGAUGAAGAUGGAGACAUGGAGCAGCAGGAUGAGAAGCAGCGCUUCUCCUCAGUGCUCCUCCUCUCUCGCCUCCUCGCUAAGUUUCUGGGAUUCAUUUCUUUCCUGCCGUACCAAACAUGCGACAGACCGUCCAGAGAAAUACGGGACAGCGCCGUAGCGCUGCGCAGCAAGAGCGCUCCGGUGCUGGACGUGUGUGCCGUGUUGCAGAGCAGUCUGAGGCGGCGGCGCACCAUCCUCACCGUGCCCUGGCUGGUGGAGUUCCUCUCCAUGCUGGACUUCGUCGGCCCCCUGCUGCUCUGCUACAGGACGGCGCUGGGCACGCUGCUUCUGCUUUACAAGAAAAUGCAGCUGGGCAGAUGUGAAGAAAUGUGUUACCUCAACAAGGUCCUGAUGGUGUCUGUGUUAGGGUGGCUCUUUCAGAUCCCCGUCAUUCCAGAGGACAUCUUCUUCACCAGUGAGUUCACUGACGUGGCCCAGUUAGAGGAAAGCAAUGCCAACGCUGUUGGCCUCGAUUGUAUUCCAUUGGUGGAUCAGCAGCUUCUCUAUACCUGCUGCCCAUUUCUCGGCGAGUUUCGUAAACUCCUCGCUGCCUUUGUUUCUGGAAGCACGGCGAAGAGCGGGGGAAUCAUCCGGAAGAUUACUCCCACCUCCGCCGAGCUCAAGGACACGCCGACUGUUAACAGGUCGCAGCAGAAGCUCCAGGUGGAUCUGGAACAAGCCUUCUUCCACAACCAGCCGCCGUCGCUGCGCCGCACCGUGGAGUUCGUUGCCGAGCGGGUCGGAUCCAACGCCGUCAAGCACAUGAAAGCCACCUUAGUGAGCGAGUUGGUGGAGAAAGGAGAGAAGAUGCUGAGAGACGGACUGGGGCUGCCGAGCUCCAACCCGUCAAAACUCUACGACUCCAUCUGCGCUCAGCUGUGUGAGUCCGGCUUGGAGGCCUUAACACGAGCCACCAGAUUUUGCUACGAGAAGAGUCCCGAAGCCAUCAGGAUACUGCUUCCCGUUGAGACGUCUCCAGCUGUCCUGAGCACAGCUGAAAACAUCACCAUCCGUCUUGCGGCAGAAAAGGCCUGCAGCUGGCUGUCUGCCAACAUCACAGCGCUCGUGCGACGAGAGUGGAAGAGCCGGUACGACCGUGUGAUGAAGGCCCUCGGUUCCCCGCCCGCCUCCGAUCCCGCCGACGUGGACAGACCUGCGGCCGAGGCCGUCCCCCGAGAUCGGCCCGCCGCUCCGAAGAGGAAACAAGAAAACGAGGGCGAGACGUCGACGUCCUGCCCUCCGUCCUGCGACCACGGCGCUUCUCGUCCCUCAGACAUUCUCAUUGAGAUAAAGGAGGUGCUGAGCGUCGCCGUGGGCCCCAGGACUGAUGAGGAGCUGCCGACCGGCUCGCAGCUCACCGCUCUCCUGCAGAGAGUGGGAGGCACACUGGCCUGCAGAAAGUUCCAGACCGGAGUGUCAGAGCAGAUGCUGCUCAGUUCCACUGUAAUUCUGGCCUGCAGACUGGUGUCUGCAGAGCUGCCGGUGCUGCCUCCGUCAGGGUGCAGCGAGCCCGCCGCGGGUCCCUGUCCGGGGUCAGAGCCUCCUGUCACGGCUCUGCUGGAGCAGCUCGCCGAGCUGUGGAGGGAGCACCGCUGCUCCGCCGCCCCGCUCCACCUGCUCUUCGCCCCGCUCACCGUCACGGCCGUCCUGAAGGCCAGCGACACGGAGCUGAAGAACUACCUGUUCCUGGUAAGAAGGCUGGUUGACAGAGGAGUUCUGAGCGAGGAAGAGGUCGUAUCUCAUUGGAAGAAGCUAACAGACUUGGCCUUGCCAGCAGAGCUGAUAGAAAACUUCCAGUUGCCGUCACACGCCGCAGAGCCGCCUCCGCCGCCGCCGGCUGAGCCGCAAGGCGACCUGGACGUGCUGUUGAUCGCACCUCAGACAGUAGAGGGAGCUACGUGACAACAACACUGCCCCAUGCAGCCUGUGUCUGAUUCCUCCCCAACAGUGUUUCAUGUCACAUCUGCCACUUUGUUGCACAGGAGGGAGGAAAUUCACACUGACUUUUUUUUUUUGCUGUUGUUGACCGGUUUUGUCUGCACAGGGCAUCGAAUCUGUUUCACAGCCACAGUUUAGCCUCAGACUUGUGUUCUCAACCCGGGGAGGGCGAGCAGGCUUUUAUAAAGUCGUCUGCUCUAGGGCCGAUGUGCAUGUAAAAAAACCAGAAAACCCCGUCCGUCAGGGCCAACGCCAUCUGUCUUUCAGGAUCCAUGGGAGUCCCGAAAAAGAAGAGAAAAAUCAGCUGGUUACUGUCUAAACAGUUGUAGGCCAGACUUUUGUUUUUUUCAAAAGAAUUGCACAUCAUUAACACAACACAAGUGAAGGUUGACAAAAAUCCCAUGAAAGGUUUUGUUUUUAAAGUUGUGAUUCCUUAAUUUUAAGAGACAACAGAGAAAAGCGUGAUACACACACACAGCCUUUGACCACAUCACUAGUGAAAGCAUGCCUAUUUUCAUGAAUGCAAGGAUUUGUAUUUGUGAUUGUUUUCCGUUCAUGUUGAACCAGCACUGUAUUCCUAGCUGCUUUUAAAUUUAAAUAUUUUAUAAUGCUGCUCACAGAGUUAAAAUAAGCAACAAUAAACAUGUAAA
Molecule: messenger RNA, 4727 nt
Organism: Salarias fasciatus (jewelled blenny)
Lineage: Eukaryota; Metazoa; Chordata; Actinopteri; Blenniiformes; Blenniidae
Gene: cdan1
Product: codanin 1
Exons: 28
Coding region: 16-4041 (1341 amino acids)
Biological process (GO): chromatin organization
Cellular component (GO): nucleus
Source: RefSeq, a predicted model, not a curated record